Molecule: messenger RNA, 1937 nt
Organism: Labrus bergylta (ballan wrasse)
Lineage: Eukaryota; Metazoa; Chordata; Actinopteri; Labriformes; Labridae
Biological process (GO): actin cytoskeleton organization; actin filament bundle assembly
Cellular component (GO): cell junction; actin filament bundle; cortical actin cytoskeleton
Molecular function (GO): actin lateral binding; phospholipid binding
Source: RefSeq, a predicted model, not a curated record
UCCUCUCUCCCCCUCCUUUUCUGAGCUCUUUUUUUUUCAACUUUUUUUUUGUGCUGCAAAGUCAGGCAGCAUGCCAGUAGUCUUCCUCGUGCUGCGGUCCCUGCUUAUCAGGCUCUUCAGUAGCAAACUGGCAGGCUCAGCGGCACAGUUCCUCAGGAGAAUCCUCUCUACGGGAGCUGCCCACCUUGGCACGGCACUGCGCCACAUCUGGGACCGCAUUCGAUCCCAGGAGUCCAAGGAAGCCGUCCUGGGCUGUGUGCUGUGCAUUCUCAACAUGCACAAGAAGGUGGAGAACUGAGCUCUGCCUCCACUCGCUCCUUAACCCUCCACUCCCUGCUGAACACAGACUGGACACUUGUGAGUGAGGAGACGACGUACUGAGGGAUGUGAGAGACUUCUUUAAGCCUAUCUGGACUUAAGUUUGAGGUUUUUUUUUCUGAGCUGGACACUGGAAAUGUCUGAGAGCAUCGUGAGGAAGGUCCAGCCCUUCACCAUCGGGACACGGCUGUCAGUCCCCGCUGUGCCAAAAUGUCAGGACUUUACACAGAGUUACCUACAGAGCCAGAGUCUGGAUAACUGCACGCUACAGCACAACCUGAACUCGCUCUACCUCAGCCGAUCCCAGGUCUGUGCACAUGGCCCAUGUCUCGUCUCACCCAUCGUUAAGCAGGUUUCCCCGGUCAAACAGAACCAGGAGGACAUGGCGGAGGAGGACCACCUAAACCAGAACGUGUCGUCUCCCUCUGCAGUCUCCAGGUCCAUUAAGAAGAUCACCAUCUCUGGGAGUAAAGACAGAUCAGAGACCAAGGCGUCAGUGAGACCGGCACAGCGUUUUAUUGUGGGGUCAACAUCUGAAAACAACAACAACAACAACAACGUCAGCAGCUCCUCGGAUCCACAUCUGCCCAGGAUUGUGGGUGUGAGCUGUGAAAACAAGCCCAGCUCUCAGUUCAAGGUUUUACUCAGAAAAGAAAACAGUGAUGAGGUUCAGCGUGCGCAGGGGCCGAGCAGAGUGACACUGAACGGAGAGAGAGCGCUCCAACAGAUUUCAGGUCCUGAAUCCCAGAAGAAAGAGCCUCAGAGGAGAGAAGGCCUUCUGCACACACAGAGCGAUGCCUCAGCAGCUGUUACGUCCCAGAGUGACUUCUUCUCUCAGCGCAACUCGCUCUUCAACAAGGAAGUGCUGCAGGCAGAGGCCUGGAUCAAAGGAAAGCUGCAGGACUUGAAGGAUGGCUGUAAUAUUCAGCGCUGCCCCCUGCAGGACUGGGAGGAGGCCUCGCAGACGCUCCAGAGAGACCUCAAAGACUUUGAGAACACCUUGAUUCAACUCAACCAGAUGGGUGAGCAGCUGAUCUGCAAGCUGAACCCGUCCUCUGACCUGGUGAAGAAGCAGCUCGGUCAGCUCAGGGACCAAUGGCAGGCCCUGAAACAGACGGCUGCCAAUCAGACGAGAGCGCUGGGCGGAGCCAAAAACCUGCAGGAGUUCAACAGAAAAGUGGACAAGUUGGAGGCGUGGAUUAAAGAGAAGGAAGAGGAGCAGUCUCUGGUGAAUGUCCUCGGGGAGAAUGUUGACAAAAUGCAGCUGACCAGGAGGAUUUUAGAUCUGAAACAGGACGAGCAGCUCUACAGAAACCUCCACGAGGAGAUCAACCACUUGGCCCUGAGACUGGAGAAACAAGGGAAGACAGAUGGCAAAAACAUCUCCAGCAAGAGGAAGCACAUCAACAAAAUGUGGCUGAAGGUUCAGUCUCAUCUCAAAAACUACCAUGAAAACCUGCAGCUGGCCCUGGAGUGUCCUCGUUCUACCAACAGGCUGAUAAUACGCUGUUUGCCAUUAACAACAUGAAUAAAAGCAUAUCAGCAUCCAAAGAGCUGGACAGCUUCGGAGACAGAGAAAUACGAGACAUCGCCAGUCAGAUCAUGAUGCUGGAUGUGAG